AUGAUGGCUCGUCAUGAAAACCCCUUUGACAUGCAGAUUAAGCUGUUGAUGAUCGGCGAUAGUGGGGUCGGGAAGACGUGUUUGCUGCUGCGCUACGCGAAUGACUCAUUCUCUCCAACGUUUAUCACGACCAUUGGCAUUGAUUUCAAGAUCAAAAACAUAGAGCUGGACAACAAGAAGGUCAAGCUACAGAUCUGGGACACAGCUGGCCAGGAGCGUUUUCGUACCAUUACGACGUCGUACUUCCGCGGCGCGCAGGGUAUUUUAUUGGUCUAUGACGUCACAGAUCGUGCGUCCUUCCAGAGCAUCCGAAACUGGGUAGGUCAGAUCCAGCAGCACGCCGACGUGCACGUAAAUAAAAUUCUCAUUGGCAACAAGUGCGAUAUGACGGAUGACAAGGUCGUAAGCACAGAGGAGGGUCAGGCAUUAGCGGACGAGUAUGGUGUAAAGUUUUUUGAGACGAGUGCGAAGAACAACAUUAAUGUGGAAGGAGGCUUUAUCGAGAUCGCACGCGAAGUGAAGAACAGACUUAUGGAAGAAGGUGGACCCCACAAAAAGGACAACGUCAACCUUAAUGCAAAAGCAGCACCUGUGAAGAAGGGCUGUUGCUAA
Messenger RNA from Peronospora farinosa, 612 nucleotides. The record is from the annotation of a GenBank genome assembly. Lineage: Eukaryota; Oomycota; Peronosporomycetes; Peronosporales; Peronosporaceae.